UUCUUAUAUCAGCUAAAUUUCCAGAGAGCCAUAGCUCUUCUUCACCCUGCUGGUUUUACGCUUCUGGCCUUCCUUGUCUAUCUCUCUUUCUCUCUCACACACAACACACAUUUGCUUCUUCAGCAAUUGCCUAUAUAUUUUCUUGUCACGCAAAAUUUUGUGUCCCAAUAGGCUGAAACUAGCACUAGCCAAAGAGCGCCUUCUUUGAUUCAGGGAAAAGGAAAGUUCGUUCCUCCUGAAAGGCUGAAAUCCCAUCAUUUUUGGAAAUAAUAAAACAGUCCCUUUUCUCUGGCAGCAUCCUUUUUCUGCAGGAUUUAAAUUUUUUCUCCUUUUUCAGCCUCAUAAGUCAAGAAAUAGUUAAAGCAAAAGCUUUCGCAUGCACACUUGUAAAUCAUAUUGCAAGUUGACAAAAAACUUAGAGAAACCUUUUGUUUUUUUAGCAAUUGGAGAUCUUAAAAAGGCAUCGGAAGUGUAAAGAAUAAAAGGGAUUCUUUUAUUUUCAAAGGAGAAUUCAGAGAAACGGCAAAGUUGAAAUUUUCGGAAAGGAGAAAUAUUGAAAUUGAAUGGCGGGGAGAGGAGGGAAAUGGGACGUUGUUUUUCGGCCGUUGUUGCCAAUUGUAUGCAAUUUUUUGUUAGCUUCAAUCCUUGUUUCAGCUGAAAGAAGCUUUAGGAAUGAAGCUUCAGCUUCUGCCCAGAAUUCUACAGGGAAUCCAGGUUCAGCUAAUUUUUCCAAGUUGUUGAACUUCUUGUGGCAGGCCGAUAAAUCAGGUUACGAGCAUGUUUGGCCUGAAAUGAAAUUUGGAUGGCAAAUCGUUGUCGGUACCAUAAUUGGAUUCUUUGGAGCAGCAUUUGGCAGUGUAGGUGGUGUUGGUGGCGGCGGCAUAUUUGUACCUAUGCUUUCACUUAUUAUAGGAUUUGAUCCGAAGUCAUCAACUGCUAUUUCAAAAUGUAUGAUCAUGGGAGCUUCAAUCUCAACUGUUUAUUAUAACCUAAAGCUCCGACAUCCUACAAUUGACAUGCCCAUUAUCGAUUACGAUUUAGCAGUUCUCAUUCAACCAAUGCUUAUGCUGGGAAUCAGCAUAGGAGUUGCUUUUAAUGUGAUUUUUGCUGAUUGGAUGGUUACUGUUCUACUAAUCAUUCUCUUCAUAGGCACAUCAACUAAGGCAUUUCUCAGAGGUGUUGAAACAUGGAAAAAGGAAACCAUUAUGAAAAAGGAGGCUGAUAAGCGUCUAGAGACAAAUGGCAAUGGUCAAGAAGAGGCGGAAUACAAACUUCUGCCUAGUGGCCCUAGCAAUGAUAAAGAAAAGGAUGCAAAGCCUGUUGAACAGGAGGUCCCCAUUCUGGAGAAUGUAUGUUGGAAGGAAUUUGGUCUCCUUGUUUUUGUCUGGAUUGCUUUUCUUGCAUUGCAAAUUAUCAAGAACUAUACGGAUACUUGUUCGGCACUAUAUUGGGUGGUCAAUUUGCUUCAGAUACCAGUUUCCUUUGGAGUAUCUUCAUUUGAAGCAUUUAGCUUAUACAAGGGAUGGAGAAAAAUUGCAUCAAAAGGAGAUGCUGGUACCAACUUUAAAGUGCACCAACUGAUCACUUAUUGUUUCUUUGGUGUAUUGGCUGGUGUAGUUGGAGGGCUACUUGGUCUAGGUGGAGGAUUUAUUAUGGGUCCACUAUUUCUAGAGUUGGGUGUACCUCCUCAGGUUUCAAGUUCAACAGCCACCUUUGCCAUGAUGUUCUCAUCAUCGAUGUCAGUUGUUGAAUAUUACCUUUUGAAACGUUUUCCAGUUCCUUAUGCGCUUUAUUUUAUUGCUGUUGCAACCGUUGCCGCUUUUAUUGGUCAACAUUUUGUGAGAAGGAUAAUCAUCUUAUUGGGAAGGGCAUCCCUUAUUAUCUUCAUUCUGGCCUUCACCAUCUUUGUCAGCGCCAUCUCACUAGGUGGUGUUGGCAUUUCAAACAUGAUUGGAAAGAUUGAACACCAUGAAUACAUGGGCUUUGAGAACCUCUGCAAGUAUACAGGUUAACAUCUUGCUUACCGCAAAGCAAAUCUGUUGAUUGACGUUACACCAUACCUACAGUCACAACAAAGAGUAUCAUUGCUUCUUUUUGGUUUUGUAGUCAAAGAAAGUAUUUACAAUUGCAGACUAAAUAUUUCAGUUCAUUUUUCUGUGGAGAGAAUUCUCAGAGCAUAGAGGUUUAGGAAUGAAAAGCUGUCUUCUUUUUACUUUCUUUAUGGUUCAAUAGUGAUCAAACUUCCCUCUCCUUUUGUUUCUAGUUGAAUGGACUAUGUGCCAUUUAAACUUCUUUAGAAUUAUAAAAUCUUUUCAGUGUUUUAAUCU
Messenger RNA from Coffea eugenioides, 2327 nucleotides. Its product is annotated as sulfite exporter TauE/SafE family protein 3. Bases 564 to 2012 code for a protein of 482 amino acids. Lineage: Eukaryota; Viridiplantae; Streptophyta; Magnoliopsida; Gentianales; Rubiaceae. Gene Ontology annotation, cellular component: Cul4A-RING E3 ubiquitin ligase complex; membrane. Gene Ontology annotation, biological process: protein ubiquitination. The transcript has 12 exons. The record is from RefSeq and is a predicted model, not a curated record.